This is a messenger RNA of Anopheles bellator, 1016 nucleotides long. Its product is annotated as myosin regulatory light chain sqh-like. Bases 241 to 765 code for a protein of 174 amino acids. Lineage: Eukaryota; Metazoa; Arthropoda; Insecta; Diptera; Culicidae. Gene Ontology annotation, cellular component: cytoplasm; myosin II complex. The record is from RefSeq and is a predicted model, not a curated record. The transcript is spliced from 2 exons. Gene Ontology annotation, biological process: post-embryonic development; locomotion. Gene Ontology annotation, molecular function: myosin heavy chain binding; calcium ion binding.
GUUAUUCAUUCCAUAAACGACGAUCGAACCGCAGCUGUCAAACACAAUUUCUGCACGGAUCGCUGUGUUGAGUCACAAUUGUUUUGUGCGUCGUCUGGUGCAGUACGGUUCCUUUGUGCUUGUUCGAUUCAUUUACGGCGUCAAGUCGUUCGGGAAGCAGUAAUUAUUUCGCUAUCAUCCGCCGCCAUCAACUGAAAACCGCCAACAUCCACCGAAACCGAAAAAUCAACCAGCCGAACGAUGUCUUCCCGUAAAACGGCCGGACGGCGUGGAACGACGAAGAAGCGUGCUCAGCGCGCCACCUCCAACGUGUUCGCGAUGUUCGACAAGGCGCAAAUUGCCGAAUUCAAGGAGGCGUUCAACAUGAUCGACCAGAACCGGGACGGGUUCAUCGAGAAGGACGACCUGCACGAUAUGCUGGCGUCGCUCGGGAAAAACCCGACCGAAGAGUUUCUUGACGGCAUGAUGAACGAGGCACCGGGGCCGAUUAAUUUCACCAUGUUCCUCACGCUGUUCGGCGAGCGGCUCCAGGGCACGGAUCCGGAGGAAGUGAUCAAGAACGCGUUCGGUUGCUUCGACGAGGAGAACAGCGGCGUCAUGCACGAGGACAGGCUGCGCGAACUGCUGACGACGAUGGGAGAUCGUUUUUCCGACGAGGACGUCGACGAGAUGUUCCGCGAAGCACCGAUCAAGGACAGUCUGUUCGAUUACAUCGAGUUCACCAGAAUCCUGAAGCAUGGGGCCAAGGACAUGGACGAGCAGUAAACACCGGUAGUCGCUUUCGUUCGCUCUCUUAAUGCACUACGUAGUAGAUAAAAAACUAACCGCCAAACGUGUAACGCUUUAACGUUACAUUUCCUUUCCAUACAAUAUGAUUUUCUGGCAUUCAAGUGGGAGGUCCUUACUAGACUAACGCACAAUCGCGCAGCGCAGCAUUUGUAUUUCCCAAUCUGCGUACUAAAUUCGAGUGUUAUAAAAUUUCUGUAAUAAAACGUACCAUUCCCCAUGUCCAUGGA